UGGCCAGACCAGACAGCAGACGAGAGUGGACUCUGGUCAGCUGCAGAGCAAGACUGUCAGUCAGCAAUAUGUGGAAACUGCUGGUCAUCGCUGUUGUUUGUGUGCAGCUGUGCUGUGCACAGUACCCGAGAUACCUUCGUUUCCCGGUGGGCAGAGACGACGACACCAAAUGCCAUGACAACCAGGUUGACAAGAAGUACAACAUCGGUGAUGUCUGGAGCUCCCCAUUCUCUGGCUGUAAACAGAGUCACUGCGUCAAGGAGGACGGCGUUCUUUACAUUGACAGAUUCCAGUGUCCGUCGGUGAGAGAGCAGGUGGACUUCAAGAAGCUGAAGGCCAACAAUCUGUUCUGCCGCGAGGCUCGGGGAGACAGGAGGAAGGAGUUUCCCGACUGCUGUGCCCGCCUUGUCUGUAAACACUACGUGGACGGCAAGCUUGUGCCGCUGCCGGCGCACAAAUAUCCCCUGCUCUAAUCAGAGCUAGAGUGAAACUGCAUUUGCUCGAGUGCGAACCUAAGAUGUUUGAAUAUUUAUCCGUGUAUGCGAAGUUGGUGUAGCCGAAUGUGCUUACUGCCAUGAGGGCUUUCAGUUGGAGUCUUGUGAUAUUAGUACGAACUUUCAGUUAUAGGAUUUCGCGCAUACAACGAGUCGCAAGCUUUGCUCAGCACCAAUCUGAUGCUCAGGUAUAUGUACGUUGAAUCUGAAUUAAUGGGACCUGCUGGGACAUCUGGGCAAGUCAUUUUCCAUAAUGUCGUCGUCCAUGGCAAUACUAUGAUUAUUCGUACACCGAUGAAACGUUUGUGAGCAAUAUUACCAGUCAGAUUCAUUUCAACCAUUAUUCUUCAUGCAAAGCGAAGCGAUAUCUAUCGCCGGAUGGAAGCGCAAAUAAACGUGGAAUUUAC
Messenger RNA from Pollicipes pollicipes, 901 nucleotides. RefSeq lists its product as uncharacterized. The record is from RefSeq and is a predicted model, not a curated record. Lineage: Eukaryota; Metazoa; Arthropoda; Thecostraca; Pollicipedomorpha; Pollicipedidae. The transcript is spliced from 3 exons. Bases 69 to 473 code for a protein of 134 amino acids.